AUUGUUUGAAAGAAAAAAAACAAAAAAUGUUGGUUGGGCGCGGAAAAGCCGCGAGAAAUUGGAACAUCCGCCCGGAUGUCAUCGUUGGCAGCGUGUUAGAGAGAGAGGGAGAGAGAGAGUCAGAGAGAGAAAGAAACAGACAGAGAGAGAAAAUCUUGUUUGUCUCUGUUGCCUUGGUAUAAUCCGUCUGAAGAAAAAGUGGUGGGCAGAGAGGCAGCUGGUUUUGAUCCCAAACCCAAAAACCUCUCUCUCUCUCUCUCUCUUCAGUGUUCAAUUGCUCAUUUACAGUGGAGGAAGUGGAAUUGUGAUGAACAUAGGGUUUGGGAGUUGAGAAUAGAAGAGUUUGGGCAUCUGGGUUCAUAUUAUCCAUUGAUGGUAUGGCACAGAAUAAACCCAAGAGGCUAUACCAAGUCUGGAAAGGAAGCAAUCACUUUUUCUGUGGCGGGAGAUUAAUUUUUGGUCCUGAUGUGGCAUCUCUUCUUCUGUCCACACUCCUUGUUGCCGGCCCAGCAGUUGCCUUUUGUAUAAAGGUUUAUUUUAAAAUAAAAAAGGGGAAUGUUACAGAUUACAGUCUUUGGUAUCCUGUAUUAAUUGUUGGCUCAGUCCUUACUGUUUUGGAUUUAACAUUUCUGUUCUUGACUUCUAGUAGGGAUCCUGGAAUAGUCCCUAGAAAUUCAAGGCCUCCAGAAUCAGAUGAAGCAUUUGAUCUAGCUACCCCAUCAAUGGAGUGGGUUAAUGAAAGAACUCCUCAUUUGAAACUACCACGAACCAAAGAUGUCAUUGUAAAUGGUCACACAGUAAAAGUGAAGUACUGUGAUACUUGUUUGCUUUAUCGCCCUCCUCGUGUAUCUCACUGUUCUAUCUGCAACAAUUGUGUUCAGAGAUUCGAUCAUCAUUGUCCAUGGGUUGGCCAAUGCAUUGGAAUGCGUAACUAUAGGUUCUUCUUCAUGUUCAUAUCAACCUCAACCAUCCUGUGCAUAUAUGUUUUUGUCUUCUCUUGGAUAAAUGUAGUUAAAGAAGGCGGUAUUCCAAAAGCUGUGUCGAAAGAUAUCCUCUCAGAUUUCCUUUUAGUGUACUGCUUCAUCGCUAUCUGGUUUGUUGGUGGCCUUACAAUCUUCCAUUCCUACUUGAUAUGCACAAACCAGACAACAUAUGAAAACUUCCGGUACCGAUAUGAUAAGAAGGAGAACCCAUAUAACAAAGGAGUGAUGUGGAACAUCAAAGAAGUUUUUUUCUCUAAGAUCCCUCCUUCAAUGAAUAGAUUCCGAUCAUUCAUUGAAAUGGAUGAGCAGAUGAUCGCAGGAUCUGUGACUCCAAAUCUUGAUGAAGGUAUUAUGGGCUCAAAGGAGAAAAUUGAUAUUGAAAUGGGAACUGGCAUUGCGGAGGACAAUGGUUUUCCAAUUCCCAACCUUUUGCUGAAUUUUGACUAUGAUGAUUUGGAGGAUGAUUUGAAGAAUGCAGGGGAACAACGAGGACCUGCUUUUGACACUUUCUUUCCCAUUCAGACAGAAGCAAAAGAAUCUGUGAAAUACUCAAUAGAUGGAGAUAAAAUUACAGAAUCUGUGCAAAGUGUUACUACAAGGGAUGCAGUGAGAGAUUCUGUGGGAAGCUCACAUCCGAGAGAUGAAUUGAGAGCAUCUGUACAGAGCACCAUUUCCUUGGAUGGAGCAAAUGAGGAAGCUGAUUGUGGAAAUAACCAUCCUAAAACCACAUCACCUGUUUUCCAAGCAUAAAGGUUUGGCUACAACUGAUCUCUUCUAGGGCUUUUGCAUCUCAUGAAGCAUCUUUCUUUUCGGUUUCCAAAGGAUCUUUUGUUUCAGUAGUUAUGGUAGUCAGAAACUAGGUAAGCAGUUACGUUUUUCUUAAUACAGUUACAGUAGUUGGUCACUUUGAUGCUGGAAAGCAAAGGAGAGUUCAUACAGUUACAUCGUCCCUUGAUAAAAUUCUGACUCAUGAUUGUUGUAAAAUGUCUUCCUGUGUUUACAAUAAUGCAGAAAUCUGCAAGGAAUGGUGUUCAAUAGUGGUUUAAUGUUCAGUAGUGUUUAUUUUAUUUUGCCUUUUUGAUGACUUACAGACUGCUGGUUUUUCCAUAGUUUUAAGAAAAUCUGGAUUGACUUGCUCCUAGUUUCAUUGGAUAA
Prunus mume (Japanese apricot) is the source of this 2138-nucleotide messenger RNA. RefSeq names its product putative protein S-acyltransferase 4. Gene Ontology annotation, biological process: peptidyl-L-cysteine S-palmitoylation; protein targeting to membrane. NCBI's taxonomy places the organism in Eukaryota, Viridiplantae, Streptophyta, Magnoliopsida, Rosales, Rosaceae. The record is from RefSeq and is a predicted model, not a curated record. Gene Ontology annotation, molecular function: protein-cysteine S-palmitoyltransferase activity. Gene Ontology annotation, cellular component: Golgi apparatus; endoplasmic reticulum.